Molecule: messenger RNA, 384 nt
Organism: Trichoderma gamsii
Lineage: Eukaryota; Fungi; Ascomycota; Sordariomycetes; Hypocreales; Hypocreaceae
Product: small nuclear ribonucleoprotein Sm D1
Exons: 2
Coding region: 1-384 (127 amino acids)
Biological process (GO): RNA processing; spliceosomal snRNP assembly
Cellular component (GO): SMN-Sm protein complex; pICln-Sm protein complex; catalytic step 2 spliceosome
Molecular function (GO): RNA binding
Source: RefSeq, a predicted model, not a curated record
AUGAAGCUCGUCAGAUCUCCCAUGCCUCUGAGCAUCACGCAGCUUCAAUUGCCGAGCAAUUCAUCACUAACUCGCCCCGCGUCAGGCACCAUCGUCCACGGCACCAUCUCCUCAGUCUCUCCCCAGAUGAACGUCGCCCUUCGCACGGUCAAGAUGACCGCUCGCGGACAGGACCCUCUCGCCCUCGACACGAUGAACAUCCGAGGCUCAACAAUCCGAUACUUUAUCCUCCCCGACUCCCUCCCUCUCGACACCCUGUUAAUCGAUGACGCACCCAAGCCCAAGAACAAGGCACGAAAGGAGACGGACCGAGGAGGUCGUGGAGCCCGCGGUGGUCGUGGCAGAGGAGGACGUGGUCGCGGCCGCGGUCGUGGACGUGGUUAA